Molecule: messenger RNA, 6224 nt
Organism: Vidua chalybeata
Lineage: Eukaryota; Metazoa; Chordata; Aves; Passeriformes; Viduidae
Gene: UNC119
Product: unc-119 lipid binding chaperone
Exons: 5
Coding region: 485-922 (145 amino acids)
Biological process (GO): mitotic cytokinesis; positive regulation of protein tyrosine kinase activity; lipoprotein transport
Cellular component (GO): spindle midzone; centrosome; intercellular bridge
Molecular function (GO): lipid binding
Source: RefSeq, a predicted model, not a curated record
UCCCCAGGGAGGAGGAUGAUUCCUAUGCCAGGAGCUGGCUAGGGCACAGCAAGGCUGAAGGCCAAGGCUGUGGGGAUUUUAGUAGUGGAAUCCUCAUCCCUGGAAGUGCUCAAAAGGCCUGUGGAUGGGGCACUUGGGACAUGGUUUAGUGGUGAACACAGCAGCGCAGGGUGAAAAGUUGGACUUGAUGAUCUUAGAGGGCUUUUCCAACCUUAACCAUUCUGUGUUUCCAUGACUUUCUCUCCAAGAUCCUCACAGCUGGGAAGGGCUCUGCUCCCUGUUUUCCUGACACAGGGAAAGGCUUCAACAUCAUUCUCAGUGCUGAGGAAAACAAGCCCUGGUGUGGGGAGAAGAGGCCACCCUUUGUCUGCAGAGGGCUGGAGCAGGGAGGUGGCACAGGGGAGGACACUCCUGUUCCAAUUAUUUGUGCACUCCAGAGGAAAAUGUUUACAAGAUAGACUUCACCAGGUUCAAAAUCCGGGACAUGGAGUCUGGCACAGUCUUGUUUGAAAUCACCAAGCCAGCAGCUUCAGAGCGGGAGCACAAUGACAGGAAGGACGUGGACCCCAACGCCGGACGCUUCGUGCGCUAUCAGUUCACCCCGGCCUUCCUCAGACUGCGGCAAGUGGGAGCCACGGUGGAAUUCACAGUAGGAGACAAACCCAUUAAUAAUUUCCGUAUGAUUGAGCGGCACUACUUCCGUGACCAGCUGCUGAAAAGUUUUGAUUUUGAAUUUGGCUUCUGCAUCCCCAGCAGUAAAAAUACUUGUGAGCACAUCUAUGAAUUCCCCCAGCUCUCGGAGGAUCUCAUUCGAGAGAUGAUCCUGCAUCCCUACGAGACACAGUCGGACAGUUUCUACUUUGUAGACAACAAGCUGGUGAUGCACAACAAGGCAGAUUAUUCAUACAGUGGAGGACCUUGAGCAUGGGCCGGGCGGCCCCACCCGCGCUGGCCUCCCCUUCCCUCUGGAAGUCGUCAGGGAUCCCAACACCUCCAGCUCCUGCAGUGUCACCUGGACAAGGAUCCACCAACCAAGGACUCUUUGCCACAGUAGGAGUUUCAUGACAUCUCUUUUGAGCUUUGAAGCAGACCCAGUUCUUCAGAAGUUUUAAGCUAAAAAUGAUCUUUGGAUACCACUUCCCUAAGUUUCUUUAAGUGUCUGCUUUGAAAAUGGCCUUGUGGGACCUGAGGGGUUUUGCCCUAAUUCUGUGAAUUUAUGUUCUUGCCCUCAAGUAUCUUUUAGGAUUGCUUUCCCAAAGAAUGUAAUCAGAGAAACCAUGGGAGUGGAUGGAUGCAAAGGCAGAGGUUUGGGUGGUUGUUUCUCUUUGUGAAUGCUUCAAAGGCCAAUUUAACUUGUCCAGCCUGUUGAAAAUAUCGAGCAAAACAUCUCACAAAGGCAAGUUUCAUCUUUAGACUGGCUCUCUCCAUGAGUAUUUCAUCUUUUAGUUUCCAUCCUUCUGUGUAAUAUUCUGUUUAACCUUGGAAACACCAAAACCUGCAAUGAAGAGCAGUAGUUCAGUGACAGAGCUGUGUUAAUUGGGUGUUUUUGCAUUUACAUUCCUUUUACAUUUCAGAUGAAGGUAAAAUGGCAUUGUGGGUCUAUGAACCUCCAUAAGUACAUUCCAUUGAUUUCAGUUUUUCGCAGAAUAAUCAGGAAAAACAGAAGGAUUUUAGCUUUAUUUAACAUUUUUGCUUUAUUUAACAUUCAGCCUUUUCAUGCCACACAUUUCCUGUGUCUAUUUUUUUCAUCUCUGCUCGAUACCAAGAUAAGGACUUCAGCACUGCUUGUUAGAGCAACAUUUUAAUUGUCUAAGGCAGCUGGGGAGUGUGGAAUUUCCAAUUUUCUAUUUGUAUCUGCAUUUAAAGGAGGUUAAGACAGCGUUUCCCCUUUGUUAAAAAUGUUUCUCAUCAGAUAAUAAUAGAGGUGAAGCUAAAUCUAAUAAUCUACAACUUUAACACACAGCAAAAAAAUUAGCAAGAGUUCUCUCUUCUCUUCUGGAAGAAGUUUAACACCAAUUUAGCCCAAGAAAUAGCAACACCAAGAAUAAACUAGUGUGGGAUGACUUGUUGUCAUGAAACCCUUACUCUGAAGGUCAGUUCACUGAUACUUAAAAAAAAACAACCAACCAAACCAACAAAAAUAAAAGACAGUUGCAGCCUGUAGAUAUUUCUAUAAAUACUUGAUGUCUCCAUGUCUAAUUCUGUGAGUUGAAGUGGAACAUUCUAUGUUAGCCUCAGAUAGGUGUAAUAAUUGUAAUAAUUUUUCUAAAAAUACCAUUUCCAGUCGUGAUGAGCAUCUCUGUAGUCGCAGCCUACGUCAGACAGGACUACAAACAAUUCCAAGUGCAGCCUAAGGACAGGGGGGUUUUUGUGCUCCUGCUGGGCUUGUGGUCACUUUUCAAUGUGUCACCAUUUGUAUUUGGCUUGGCUUUUUUGACUGCUGAGAGAGGAGGCAGUUUUUUUUUUUAAAAAAACACAGUGAUUUUAGGUUACAGCACAGUUUUUAUUAAGCUUGGUAGCUGCAAAAGUGUGUCAAGUUCACUGAUUUUACACAAGUAGUAGCUUGUAGUAAUUCUUAUCACAGUGAGACUUGUAUUUAUCACUGGUUUUUGUCUCUAGUGUAUUAAAUCAUACAAGUAGCCUAGGGCUGACUGAUCAGUUUGAGAGAUACAAAGGAUUUCCUCAUUAUUUGUGCAGUCCUUUGAGCUACUGACCAUUAAUUUUAUAGCACAAUAAUUACUCAAGAUGAAAAUAGUUUCAAAAAUGUUUUCACUCCUCCCCCAACUUAUUUUUUUUUUAAUCAGGGCUGUUAAAUCAUAUCUCCAAUGACAUUUUGUAAGUUUUAAGUAUUUCUGAGUUUUGUUUCAAUUUGCAGGAAAAAAAAAAGUUAAUUUAAAGACAAACUAGAGUGAAUGUUUAUAAUUAUCACCCUGUACAGGGUUUUUUGGGGGGCUAUUUUUCACCUGCUGUUCAUAACAGUCGCUUCUGUGCAUAAGACUUUUAAAAGACUUUUAGGAAUUGAAUUUGCCCAUAAUUGCCAGUCAUCUAUUUAAUAUGUUGUGAUGAGAUCAGGUGUACUUUGGUGUGGACUCUUGGGUCAUUUGAUGGAGUUUCCUCUGAAAUGUUCUGCUCCUUUUUUAUGCUAUCUCCUUUCAAGACUUACAAAAAAAGAGAAAUUCCAUAAAAAUAUUACUGUAAUCAAGGGAAAUUUGAGAGGUAGACAUGCCCCUUAUAAAAGAACCAAGAGAAAGUCACUGUGUGCCCAGGAGUGCAGAGUGUGGAUGGAAUUUCUGACAUUUUCAAGUGUAGGUUUGAGGUUGAACACAAGAGGAUGAAUUAUCAGCUGCUCCUCUCCUGAAAACCUUUAAAAUUCAAAUUAUAUAUGUAAUAAUUCCAGUCUCACAGGAAAUUUACUGUGAAUCAUAUGGGUGAUAUUACACUGAGUUGGUUGCCUAAAUAUUAUUAGGAAUAUUUUAAGCCAGAAAUAAAGGUUGGACAUUUUCAAUAAAAUAAAUUUCAACCAAUUCUAGCUUUAGCUUUUCAGUUAGGACAAUUUCCCUCUUUAUUAAAAAUCCCCAGAGUUUGCCACAAGUAACAAAUUCUGAUUUCUAAACCAAAGCAAAGAACAGAACUUUCCAUGGGAAGGCGCUGUUUUCUGUGUCCCACUGAAGCAGUUAUUGGGAAUUAUUUGUUAGCAUUUCCUCAUGGUCAUCCACAUCCACAAUCUCUGCAAACACGUGGGAAUUACUGUCUAGGAGAGAGAUUCUGUUCCUUUCCCACCUGCUCAUGCAGCAGCAUCACGUGUGGUGUUGAUAUGAGGCACAUAAACAGCACUAAAAGAAUGUUUCUUCAAAAAACUUUGUUUGUGGAGUUGCUGUUUUAAUGCCACUUCUGUCCUUGUUUUGCUUAAGAACCAUCUUCAAAAUUUAAAGACCAAACUGUGCAGCACCCAAUAAUUUCAACUUCCUUCUGAGAGGGAGCUGAGUUUGCAGCCCAGUUGUGAAACCCACAUUUUUUUCCCUUAAACUGGCAGCUGGUUCUUAUUAUAAACCAGUUGAGAAUGAAGUCUUAGCAGCAUUGUUCACAGAAGAAUUUGUUAAUCUUCUUGACUAGCUAUUAUUUUGUAUUUUAGCAUUCAUCAUUAUUGGGUUUACUUUGGAAGUUCAUUGCGAAAUCACCAAAUAUUGGCUCUGGGAAAAAAAGAAUUGUUGUAUUUUUUUCCUUGAUCUCAUUUUAAACAUGACUUUAAUUAGCACUACAGCUUUGUUUUAACAAGCCAGCCUAGCAAUUUGGGAUCUGACUUUUUGAAAGUGAAAGAAAACAUCUAAGAGCUAACCAAGAUUAUCUGCUAAUAAUGCCCUUCUGUUUCCUGUCAUAAAACAGGAUUAAGUGUGUGCUUUACACAGUGACUUAAUCUUGGAAAAAGAAACAAAAUCUCCCUGAGUGCUAAUAGUGACAUAAUUUUUCUGAGAGACAGGGAAAUUACAGCUCAACACAUUCUUCCAGGGAAAUUAUAAUUUGACAUAUUUUUUCACUUUGUCAGUCUUGGAUUCCUUUCACAGUCAGGGUUUUUAAGAAAAGUAGCAAUACAUUGGUAGUGAGCUGCAUGCUCUAAUUACUCACACUUCUGUGGCAAGGAGAGAACCCUUUUUUUUUUUUUUUUUAGAAUUAACACAUCAGCUGUGGUUGAAAAAUUUAGAAACUUUGCUCUCAGUUCAGUGGCAAAAGCCAAAAUUGUUUUUGUGAAUUAUCCGUUAUGUGGUGACAUUUCUGAAAUAACUGAAUGAUCCACCCUUCCUGACUCAGAAGAAUUUAUUUAUUUAUUUAAUGUAGAAAGUCUCUCCAGGGUUGAAAACAAUCUUCUGGGGUUUAGUUCUUGCUCAUAAUCUCUCUCUAUGUCUUGUUUCUUGAGCAGGUCAGUAAGAUGCUCUAUUUUCCACCUCUGUCCUCUGAGUUUUAUUCCAAAAUCUUGUGUAGUGUCACAGUGGUGGUUGGCUGUGUGUGAAACAUGCAGGCUACUUCCAAAAUCCCUUCAAACUGAGAAAAACCUGUUAAAGUAUAUUGAGAAUUAUCCUACAUAUUGACCCAUAAAAAAUAAACCCCAAACUUAAUGACAGGGAACUUUUAGUCAUGCAAAGAUUUGGGGCUAUUUAAGAUAAGAAAAUGCUAAUACCCAACCAUCAUAUUUAGCAAAUAUUAUAAAAAUUCUUUAUUAAUUAUUCAUAAAAGAUGGUUAACAGCUCAGUUUUAAUUAGAUCUGGUUAGGAAGGAAACCAUAGCAAUCAUUGCUGUCGUUUGGGGCUGUGGGUCAGCAGCUGGCACUGUGUGUGUGGCACAAAGUUUGGGCAGGUUUGUCUGCAUUUUUGGGGGGAAAAUGAGGGAAAGGAGGACAAGGACAGAAAAAAGCAUUAAUUUCAGCUAUUUGGACUCAAGAGCUUCAAGGCCAUGGUGAGUGACUCAAUUUUCUCCUGGGUCUGAGGCAGCUGGCAGCUCCUGCUCAUGGUUCUUCUCUCUACCCCCAGCCUAAACCCUGCCUAAAUUUAUAGAGGCUUUUCAGUAUUAAUGUCAAAUACCACUGAGAGUUCAUCUCAUUUAACCUACAUGGAAAUUGCUGAUUUAUUUGAGGGCUGUGAUGCUCCAGGUCUCACCUUGCAGCUCAGUUGUUCAGUGGGUUGAAAUGAAAUGUUUGUGUGUCUGCAGCCCCCCAAAAACCCCCUGUGCUCCUGCCUGCUCUAGUGUCUGCUUGUAUCUUAAUACACCCAGCAAACCUGUUUGAAUGUGACUUUUUUUUUUUUCCUGGCAUAGAAACAGAAUUGUCUGUAUUAAAAUGUAUUUAUAAAAAAAAAAAAAGUCUAUUUUUUGUGGAAGGAAAGUAGGAUUCUGGUUACUAUACCACUGGGAAAAUGUUAGGAGCAUUUUUACUGAGUUAAUUUCUAAUUCUUUGUACCUUGGUAGUGAUUUGUUUGCUAGGAGAACAUCCACUGUGGCCCAUCCUGUGGCAAUGCAAUGCACUGUCAUGCAGAGAAACUGGUUUUCAGAAAACUGGGAAUCCUUUGUUUCCUUUUUGGGACAGGAGGGAACUGAGGAGAUCACCAGGAAUAGAAGAAACCUUGGCACAGAAUCUGUUCUGUGGCUUUGGCUUCAGCCUGUUUGACUUUUUGCAGAUUAAGUAGAGAGAGAAAAAAAGAUUGAGACUUCUGGAUUAAAAAAAAAAAAAAGAAAAU